AGCAACGCCUCCAUAAAACAGUCAUUUUCAGGUGUUGGUAUUAAUCAACAUCGAGAUGCAUUAGUGGUGUCAACUAUUACAGAAUAUGGUACCAUGGUGAUAAGGUGGGUGUUACGAGCCGUUCGUAGAACGCUGUAUAAAAAUUGUCGGAUAGCUUUAUAAAUUAGUAAUACCAUGCGAUACGUUUUAAAUUGUUGAAUACUGGCACGUCCAAUUACAGUUAUAUCUUUCGCUAGAAUGGAGGAAUUUUUGCAAUACGUUUCUCAGAGUGUGACGUGAAAGUGAGAAUAAGAGGCAGAAUAAAAUUAUUAAGAAAUGGCAGUCAUGUGGUUUUGAAAUGAAGCGUAGAUCGUUAUUACUUGCGGAGUAUGCAGUUGCUGAAACACGCAGUGUUCGUUAUAUGAUAAUGCUCCACAACACAGUGAACACUUCUUCAUUUCCAAGUAAUUGCAUACAAUCAUAAGAAACUACAGUGCACGUCUUAUGGACUGGACGGCUGCACUUCAGAGAUUCACUACAGUGAGAAUUGUGAUGGGUAAUGAGUCAUGUGACCUGGAUUCUGCCAUCUCAGCAUUGGUGUAUGCAUAUGUUCUUUACAAUGAAGUUAACGCAGAGGCAAAAGACACAUGCAUUAUUCCGCUGCUAAACAUCUGCAAGAAAGAGCUUGCUCUGAGGACUGAAGUGACGUACUAUUUGAGGAAGAACAGUGUUCCAUUGGACCUUCUCAUAUUCCAGGACACUGUAGACCUGAAACAGUUACAAAUGGCUGGUAAGCUUCAGGUUGCUCUGGUGGACCACCAUGUUCUCUCACCAGAGACUGAAUUUCUUCGCAUGUCAGUUACGGAAAUUAUUGAUCAUCACCCGCAGGAUCCAGCAUGGCUGUGGCCAGAGCAGAAAGUAAUACUGGUAAAGGUUGGAUCCUGUUCUACUCUCGUGGCUAAUGAAGUGGUACAACGCUGUCCACAGUUGCUGAGUUGUCAGAUUGCCAUGUUAUUGUAUGGGCCCAUCAUUCUGGACACAGCUUGCUUCUCACGUGCUGCAGAUCGAACCACAGCGCUGGAUCUUAAAAUGGCAUCAGAACUUGAGAUCAGGGGAGUUGAUUCAACAAAACGAGAGAGAUUGUUUGAGGAACUGCUGGCUGCUCGUUCUGAUGUUAGUAGUCUUACGCCAAGUCAGCUGUUGGUCAAAGACAUGAAAUUUGCAUCGAGUAUUCCAGUACCUGGUCUGCCUAUGCUUGUUCAGGAAUUUGUGACCCGCCCUGAUGUGUCAGAAGCGCUGAAGGAGUUUUGUGCAGGAAAAGAAACAGAUAUUGCAGUUGUGAUGGGUCUCCGUAUUGAUGGCGACCUGAUACAGCGAGAUAUAGCAGUGUUCCACUCUACGAAACCCGAAGUUGCUCUUGAGCUUGUCACAUGUCUCAGGACCAGUACUGAUCCAGCCUUGCAGCUUGAGCCUGUUGAAGUUGCAACGCAACAUCAAGUUCCUGGUCUUCAGUUAUUUAGACAGUUGAACGUCAAAGCGUCUCGUAAACAAGUGCUGCCAAUUGUCAGAUGUGCAGCAGAAUUUGCGUUGAAGCACUGUCGACAUUAAUGAUGUAAGUCACUCAUUGUUAUUCUAAUACAUUGUUACAAAUUGGAAGGUUGAAAACCUCGGAGUAGCUCAGUUUAGAUAAUACAACAACUCUUGCGCAAUUAACAUCCAGUGUGGUAUUGCAUUAAGUAUUGUUUUAUAAAGUGAAACCUUUUAUGAUUUAUAACAAACCGUCAUCUUACGAAUUUUAUUCUUUAAUAUGAAUUAAUUUGUUUGCCACUGAUGAUGACCUCU
Molecule: messenger RNA, 1821 nt
Organism: Zootermopsis nevadensis
Lineage: Eukaryota; Metazoa; Arthropoda; Insecta; Blattodea; Termopsidae
Gene: pn
Product: exopolyphosphatase prune
Cellular component (GO): cytoplasm
Molecular function (GO): exopolyphosphatase activity
Source: RefSeq, a predicted model, not a curated record